AGUAGGUUUCAGAAAGUGCUGAGAGGUAUAAGCCCAGCAACGUGCAAGGGGAAAGGGGACAGGAUUCUGGAUGGCCAUUUGCUUCACUGGGAUGCAAAACCCCUUUUGAGUACUAGAAUCAGAAAUGGCCAAACGCACCUUCUCUAACUUGGAGACAUUCCUGAUUUUCCUCCUUGUAAUGAUGAGUGCCAUCACAGUGGCCCUUCUCAGCCUCUUGUUUAUCACCAGUGGGACCAUUGAAAACCACAAAGAUUUAGGAGGCCAUUUUUUUUCAACCACCCAAAGCUCUCCAGCCACCCAGGGCUCCACAGCCACCCAGAGCUCCACAGCCACCCAGAGCUCCACAGCCACCCAGCACUCCACAGCCACCCAGAGCUCCACAGCCACUCAAACUUCUCCAGUGACUUCAACACCAGAGCCUCCUCUAUUUCAGAACUUCAGUGGCUACCAUAUUGGUGUUGGACGAGCUGACUGCACAGGACAAGUAGCAGAUAUCAAUUUGAUGGGCUAUGGCAAAUCCGGCCAGAAUGCACAGGGCAUCCUCACCAGGCUAUACAGUCGUGCUUUCAUCAUGGCAGAACCUGACGGGUCCAAUCGAACAGUGUUUGUCAGCAUCGACAUAGGCAUGGUAUCCCAAAGGCUCAGGCUGGAGGUCCUGAACAGACUUCAGAGUAAAUAUGGCUCCCUGUACAGAAGAGAUAAUGUCAUCCUGAGUGGCACUCACACUCAUUCAGGUCCUGCAGGAUAUUUCCAGUAUACCGUGUUUGUAAUUGCCAGUGAAGGAUUUAGCAAUCAAACUUUUCAGCACAUGGUCACUGGUAUCUUGAAGAGCAUUGACAUAGCACACACAAAUAUGAAACCAGGCAAAAUCUUCAUCAAUAAAGGAAAUGUGGAUGGUGUGCAGAUCAACAGAAGUCCCUAUUCUUACCUUCAAAAUCCACAGUCAGAGAGAGCAAGGUAUUCUUCAAAUACAGACAAGGAAAUGAUAGUCUUGAAAAUGGUAGAUUUGAAUGGAGGCGACUUGGGCCUUAUCAGCUGGUUUGCCAUCCACCCGGUCAGCAUGAACAACAGUAACCAUCUUGUAAACAGUGACAAUGUGGGCUAUGCAUCUUACCUGCUUGAGCAAGAGAAGAACAAAGGAUAUCUACCUGGACAGGGGCCAUUUGUAGCAGCCUUUGCUUCAUCAAACCUAGGAGAUGUGUCCCCCAACAUUCUCGGCCCACGUUGCAUCAACACAGGAGAGUCCUGUGAUAACGCCAAUAGCACUUGUCCCAUUGGUGGGCCUAGCAUGUGCAUUGCUAAGGGACCUGGACAGGAUAUGUUCGACAGCACACAAAUUAUAGGACGGGCCAUGUAUCAGAGAGCAAAGGAACUGUAUGCCUCUGCCUCCCAGGAGGUAACGGGACCACUGGCUUCAGCACACCAGUGGGUGGAUAUGACAGAUGUGACCGUCUGGCUCAAUUCCACACAUGCAGCAAAAACAUGUAAACCAGCACUGGGCUACAGUUUUGCAGCUGGCACUAUUGAUGGAGUUGGAGGCCUCAAUUUUACACAGGGGAAAACAGAAGGGGAUCCAUUUUGGGACACCAUUCGGGACCAGAUCCUGGGAAAGCCAUCUGAAGAAAUUAAAGAAUGUCAGAAACCAAAGCCCAUCCUUCUUCAUACCGGAGAACUAUCAAAACCUCAUCCCUGGCAUCCAGACAUUGUUGAUGUUCAGAUUAUUACCCUUGGGUCCUUGGCCAUAACUGCCAUCCCCGGGGAGUUUACGACCAUGUCUGGACAAAGACUUCGAGAGGCAGUUCAAGCAGAAUUUGCAUCUCAUGGGAUGCGGAACAUGACUGUUGUUAUUUCAGGUCUAUGCAAUGUCUAUACACAUUACAUUACCACUUAUGAAGAAUACCAGGCUCAGCGAUAUGAGGCAGCAUCGACAAUUUAUGGACCGCACACAUUAUCUGCUUAUAUUCAGCUCUUCAGAAACCUUGCUAAGGCUAUUGCUACGGACACGGUAGCCAACCUGAGCAGAGGUCCAGAACCCCCCUUUUUCAAACAAUUAAUAGUUCCAUUAAUUCCUAAUAUUGUGGAUAGAGCACCAAAAGGCAGAACUUUUGGGGAUGUUCUGCAGCCAGCAAAACCUGAAUACAGAGUGGGAGAAGUUGCUGAAGUUAUAUUUGUAGGUGCUAACCCGAAGAAUUCAGUACAAAACCAGACCCACCAGACCUUCCUCACUGUGGAGAAAUAUGAGGCUACUUCAACGUCGUGGCAGAUAGUGUGUAAUGAUGCCUCCUGGGAGACUCGUUUUUAUUGGCACAAGGGACUCCUGGGUUUGAGUAAUGCAACAGUGGAAUGGCAUAUUCCAGACACUGCCCAGCCUGGAAUCUACAGAAUAAGAUAUUUUGGACACAAUCGGAAGCAGGAGAUUCUGAAGCCUGCUGUCAUACUUUCAUUUGAAGGCACUUCCCCGGCUUUUGAAGUUGUAACUACUUAGUGAAAAGUUGACAGAUCAUUUAAAGAACAGCUUUACUCUGUACACAUUAUAUAAGUGAUUUCAAAUGAAUGUGAACUAGUGAACUACUAUGUUGACUUCUAUAAUUGUCCCUAUUUGGGGACAGAUAGUUUACUACUAAUGGGGCAGAAGUGUGUGUGUGUGUGUGUGUGUGAGAGAGAGAGAGAGAGAGAGACAGAGAGAGAGAGAGAGGUUUGUCCCAUAUAUCUUGUUCCAGCAGCCAUAUACCUUGUGGUCUACAGCCUAAAGCAUGAUUUUCCUUGAAGUCUUGGGGUUGUUUAAAGGAGAGUCCCGUGGUGGCACAUGCCUGUAAUCCCAGCUACUCGGGAGGCUGAGGCAGGAGAAUCGCUUGAACCUGGGAAGCGGAGGUUGCAGUGAGCCAAGAUCGCGCCAUUGCAUUCCAGCCUGGGCAACAGGAGCAAAACUCCGUCUCAA
Molecule: messenger RNA, 2938 nt
Organism: Pongo pygmaeus (Bornean orangutan)
Lineage: Eukaryota; Metazoa; Chordata; Mammalia; Primates; Hominidae
Product: putative inactive neutral ceramidase B
Exons: 21
Coding region: 125-2485 (786 amino acids)
Biological process (GO): long-chain fatty acid biosynthetic process; sphingosine biosynthetic process; ceramide catabolic process
Cellular component (GO): extracellular region
Molecular function (GO): N-acylsphingosine amidohydrolase activity
Source: RefSeq, a predicted model, not a curated record